UUGGACCUGAUGGUUCCCGUCGCCCUGCUGGUGCUUCUUGUGGCUGUGGAUGGAUGCAGUGGUGCCGCCAAUAGCCUGUUCACACCAGCUGGGAAUGCCACAUCGUCAUCUAACCUCAGUCUGAGUCGCUCGAAGCGAGUGGCACUCUUCGAUGGUCAAGGCGUGCUCAAGUUUGUCUGUGGAAUAGCGUAUCCCAUUCCGCAGGAGGACACUGUGCUAUCUGUUUGGGGUUUCGUCAACUACCAAAACCAAUUCACACCCCCACCUGCGCCCAUAUAUUGGUGGAGUUUCUGGAAUACCUCAACCUUUGAGUCCGUGGCCAGGGAGUGGCGUACAGAUAUGCAAACACAACUUAGACAGGACAAGACCCGCACUUGGCUGUACGAUGUCAUUGAAACUACCUUGGAACAAUUGGACGCCGAAAACGGUGGAGUGUGCCUGCUGAGAAGCAUCUGCGAGAUAUCUCAAAGCCCCUUCCAGCAGAGCAACAUUUUCAGCGAGAUACUGAAUGCGGUCUUGGUACCUCCCUUGGAUAAUGUGGCAGGGAAGUAUCUGCAUGCCAGGGACGGGGGACGUGGUGGCGCUGAUUGUCGGAGGACCUACAGCGAUUGCAGCAAUAAACUCUGGAGCCGGCUGAACCAUAUAUCUAAGAUUUCGCUUUGAGAACAGG
This is a messenger RNA of Drosophila miranda, 670 nucleotides long. RefSeq lists its product as uncharacterized. Lineage: Eukaryota; Metazoa; Arthropoda; Insecta; Diptera; Drosophilidae. The record is from RefSeq and is a predicted model, not a curated record. The transcript is spliced from 4 exons. Bases 10 to 663 code for a protein of 217 amino acids.